UAUUGUUCGGAGUGUUUGUGCUCGUGCUCAGAAUUCACGACAUCUCCACUGGUUUUGGACGCUGCUGGAGUACAUGCCAGUCUCCAGAGACUACUAAACUUUAUAACUAUUCGCAAAAAAAUAUAUAUAAACUAGUAUUUUGUCCUCACUGUUGGCUUUGUACUUGACUGUUUCCGGCGGAUAACCUGCAGAGGUGCGCGCACCUGAUGGACUGAGAGCGCGCCCGGGUUCAGCUGCUUAUACUUCUCCACGCCGCAAUGUUGGACUCCAGCGCCAUGAAUAAGAACGGAAUGGUGACCACGAUCCUCACCCGAAUCCGCACUGAGCCGUUUAAGACUUUUUACGACCUGGUCGGUAAAGAGCUCGGCAGAGGAAAGUUUGCAGUGGUGAAGAAGUGUGUGGAGAAGGCCACGGGGAACGUGUAUGCCGCCAAGUUCCUGCGCAAACGGCGGAAGGGUCAGGACUGCCGCGCCGACAUCCUGAACGAGAUCGCCAUGCUGGAAGCAGCCAAGUCUAACCCGUACGUGGUGGAGCUGCACGAGGUGUACGAGACCAGCUCUGAGAUUAUCCUGGUGCUUGAAUGUGCUGCCGGAGGAGAAAUCUUCAAUCAGUGUGUCGCCGAUAACGACGAGGCCUUCACGGAGGCAGACGUCAUCCGGUUGGCCCGGCAGAUCCUCGAAGGCAUCUCUUUCCUUCACCGCAACAACGUCGUUCAUUUAGACCUGAAGCCUCAGAACAUUCUGCUCACUAGCGCUCAGCCACUCGGGGACAUCAGGAUCGUAGAUUUCGGUCUGUCUCGGCGCAUGGACGAAAAAUCAGAAGUGCGUGAGAUCUUGGGAACUCCAGAGUACGUAGCUCCCGAGGUUCUGAGCUACGAACCAAUCUCCACGGCUACUGACAUGUGGAGCAUCGGUGUGUUAACGUACGUCAUGUUGACGGGCGAGUCUCCUUUCCUGGGCCAGGACAAGCAGGAGACGUACCUGAACAUUUCCCAGGUGAACGUAGACUACUCUGAGGACACUUUUCAAGGGAUCUCAAGUCUCGCCGUAGAGUUCAUCCAGUCGCUGCUUCACGUAGACCCCAGAAACCGAUCCACAGCAGACGACUGCCUGAAUCACCCCUGGCUAAACACAAACCCUCACACACUCAACCCCACCACCCCCACCACGCUGGACGAGCCGGAAACCAGCCAAUCAGAGUCUGAGCCUGAGAGUCCCGAUUCAUCUCCCGAGCUUCUCGACAUCCCGUCGUAUCCCACAUACCCCGGAAAAGGAGACUUGAAAACCGGCCGAGACACUUUUACUUUCACAGAGUCGUUCCCCAGUCGUCCUGAAAUGCAGCAGGAGCUGAUUUGUUAGAGUGACACCCAUGUUGUCCAAUCAGAAGAGAGCUUCGUAGGUCAGCAAUGUUCAGAAAAGACACUGAUAUGUGCUGGACCACAGAGGUCCCCUGGUUGUGUGCCAAAUGUGGUGUGUGUGUGUAAGAGGUGAUUUUUAACAAGCCCUUAAGAAGCCUAUGAAAAUUGCAAAUUGAUGAUUAUUAUUAAUAAUUAAAUAAUAAAUUAAUAUUAUUAUUAUUAUUAAUUAAAUAGAUUUCUAUUUGCACGCACACACACACCCCAUUGGUGUAAAUAGAAGAUUUUGUGAUUACUGAGCAUCUGUUAUCUGCUGGUCGGAAUUGAAUUGUGGGUAAUCCUUCUCCGGAGAGCUGAACUCUCAACACCGAUGAGGACUCAUGGAAUCCAAGACGACAGAUGGACGCUCGUUAAAACGGACAAACGGUCCAUCUGCGUUUAGACUGAUACCGAGGUGUGAGCUCGCCAAUAGAUCGUUGGAUCAGGUCCUUCUCUUUAGGACGCUUCCACCUUGGGAAUUGUAGCUUGUUUAUUUUAUAGCACUUUUGUAAAAAAAUAAAAAUAAAAAACAAACUGAAAUGGUGAUUGUGCCAAAGACUUUGGUUCAGAUAAAGCACAGUUUAAUGUCCACGCAUGUAAGUGUAACGCACUCCAUCACUGUAACCUCUGUGUGCAUCACCGUCUCCACCGCGUGCCACAAACACUGACCUUUUCUGUUCCAUGGAUUUAAAAACGUUUUGCUGCGGUUGCACAAGUUUUAUGUAUAGUACUUAUGAUUUACAGGCCAUUGUUUUGUCCUCUGUUCUUUAUCUUUUUUAUAUAAUUUUUGAUGCUCUUUAGAAAAAGAAAUUGCCAUCCUUACAUAAUCCGGUUACUUCGUACCAAUUUGGUAGUGUCUAUAUGGGUGGGUUCUGUUCGGAUUUUCUGGGGUCAUUGGCUGAUUUGGAAAGCGCCCGGGGUUUGUGGGAGACGAAAGUGUACAUGUUUAAAAAAUAAUAAUAAUAAAAAAGGAAUUGUAUGUUUUAAAAAAAGAGAAAGUAAUGUAUAAAUAUUUUUCUAUUUUCCUGUUUUUGAUAUUUACUAUGUAAGAAGAUAUAAAGAUUGUCUUAAUUUAGGAUUUUAUGUUUCCUAUAUGCUUGUGGCAGUUUUGCACUUGUGUCCACUGGACCUCUUGACUAUUAGAGUGAUAAUAUUGGCAUUGCAGGCAAAGUAUUGAAGAAUAAUAAAUGUGCAUUGUUUGUAUUAAAA
Molecule: messenger RNA, 2602 nt
Organism: Silurus meridionalis
Lineage: Eukaryota; Metazoa; Chordata; Actinopteri; Siluriformes; Siluridae
Gene: stk17al
Product: serine/threonine kinase 17a like
Biological process (GO): positive regulation of apoptotic process; protein phosphorylation; intracellular signal transduction
Cellular component (GO): nucleus
Molecular function (GO): protein serine/threonine kinase activity; ATP binding
Source: RefSeq, a predicted model, not a curated record